This is a messenger RNA of Gekko japonicus, 291 nucleotides long. RefSeq names its product suppressor of SWI4 1 homolog. Lineage: Eukaryota; Metazoa; Chordata; Lepidosauria; Squamata; Gekkonidae. The annotation marks the transcript as partial. The transcript has 2 exons. The record is from RefSeq and is a predicted model, not a curated record.
UUCACAAGACUGAGCAAGAGAUCCAGGAGGCCCUAGUGAGGAAAGAAGAGAAGUUACAGCUGAAGGCUGAGCGCCGCCGCAAGCAGGAGGUAGAUGUGGAACGUAAGCAGGAGCAGAAAACAGCUCACAGGAAGAAGAGCCUGGAGGGGAUAAAGAAAAAGAAGCGGCAAGCAGAGGGAGGUGACAGUGAUGCAGAGGAUCCUGGGAUGCAGGAGGACCAGAAUGCGGAUGAACCAUCAGAUGAUGAUACAGAAUAUUACCGCCAGGAAGUGGGAGAAGAGCCUGAUGAAG